Messenger RNA from Stegostoma tigrinum, 4036 nucleotides. It is a transcript of the gene keap1a, whose product is annotated as kelch-like ECH-associated protein 1a. The record is from RefSeq and is a predicted model, not a curated record. Gene Ontology annotation, molecular function: protein binding. The transcript is spliced from 7 exons. The coding region runs from base 973 to 2751 and encodes 592 amino acids. Lineage: Eukaryota; Metazoa; Chordata; Chondrichthyes; Orectolobiformes; Stegostomatidae.
CCGGCCUGUCAUUGCGUCGGAAUGUCAGUCUGCGGCAACAAACUGCAAAGUCAUGCUGAUGUCUGGGAACGCUCAGCUACAUUCCCGGAACCGGCCUGCGGCUCCCGGGAACUCCCCCUUAAACGGAAAGCGCUGCCCUGCGCUGGCAGGUCGACUGUGUGUGGCUGCACGCUGAGCGCGUCUUAAAGGAGCAGCAGUGACCGCGGGCUCCGGGCCUGGAAAGGGAGGGAAAUUCAGCGAUCGAUUUUUGCAGCCGCCUUCUUUCCUAAACCGGGAGGCUGGUUGGUUUUUUUCAAAAAGGAUAAAAGACAGUUUGAGCGUCUCGGCAUCUGAGACUGCCAGAGAUUCUCCAGCUAUUUCUGUUGAAAUUAAAAGCAUCGCACUUGGAGGAUUUUACUGGUCAUUAGCAUCUGGCCUGGAACCGACCUCAGUUGGUGAGACCUUCCCCUGCCUGGAGAGUGUGACCAUCUGAUUCACAGCCACAAUUGGACAGGAAUAGGACAGGCAGCUCACUGCUAUUCCUCCUCAAACAUUGGCAUCAUUUUAAACAGUGGGACAAUUCCACAGACUGUACAAUUUGGGAGCGGGAAUGAAAGAAUAUAAGACUAUUCGGUAAAACUAGCGUUGGUUGAAAUGUAAGUCCGGAACUGGGAUUUUGAGCCUUAAAUGUUCAGUCGAGGUGCAGUUGCUGGGCCCUGAGGGACUGGUACCAUCAUCCUGAAAAUAGUGUCCUUUUUCCACCCUCCUGCUCAGUCUCCGAGAGAUAGUCUCUACAGGAAACUGAGAGAAGGAUGUCUGAGAAGCAGUGAAUUGGAGAGGGUGAGGCUGAGAGAGGGAUGAGGAUGGAGGGGUCAGGAAUGGGUUCACCAACAGGAUGGUGACGUGAGCUUGUGAUCGGUCACCUGGAAGUGGAACCCCUCACCCAGCCACAAACCAGCCUCAGGACAGGGAGAGCAGGAGCCCCUCAGAAUAAUGUUCUGCUCCAAGAAGAAGGCUAACCGUUCACCAGUUGUUGUCCCAUCGCUGAGGGGUCACGGCUACCUGGAUUAUACUGUGGAAAGUCACCCAGCGCGGGCUUUGAGCAUCAUGCAGGAGCUGAGACAAGACAGACAGCUGUGUGAUGUGACAGUGCGAGUGAGCCAUGGUGGGAAAGAGCAGACGUUUGCUGCCCAUCGGAUUGUCCUGGCUGCCUCCAGCCCUGUCUUCAAGGCCAUGUUCACCAGCAACCUGCGGGAACGCCAAGCUCCUGAGGUCAAGAUUCAGGGCAUUCACCCCAUGGUAAUGGAACGGCUGAUUGAGUUUGCAUACACCUCGCGGAUCUCAGUGGGUGAACAGUGUGUCCUACAGCUGCUGCUGGCCAGCACCAUGUACCAGGUGGAGGGGGUGAUCAACGCUUGCUGUGAUUUCCUCAUCAAGAACCUGGACUCUGCUAAUGCUAUCGGCAUUUGCCAUUUUGCUGAACAGAUCGGCUGCACUGAGUUACGCCAGAGAGGGAAGGAAUAUAUCAAUAUUCAUUUCACUGAGGUGACCAAGGAGGAGGAGUUCUUUAACCUGACUCACUGUCAGCUCCUGGACCUUAUCAGCCAGGAUGGACUGAAUGUGCUGUGUGAGUCGGAUGUGUAUAAGGCGUGCACCGAGUGGGUGCGCUGGGACUUGGAGGGUCGUACCCAGUAUUUCCAUGCCCUCCUCAAUGCCCUGCAGAUCUACGCUCUGCCCCUCCGCUUCCUGAAGCACCAGCUGCAGGAAUGCCCGAUCCUAGACAAGGUUAAUCCGUGCCGGGACUGGCUCUCCAAGAUUUUCCAGGAGAUGCACCUCCGUAAGCCCCUCCCCCCGGUCAGGCAGCGGGGGAACCAGCUGCUGUAUGUGGCCGGGGGCUACCUGCACCGGCCCGUCCCAAACAUGGACGCGUUUAGCCCCCGCACGGGCCGCUGGCUGAGGUUGGCCGAUAUGCCACUAGCUCGCAGUGGCACAGGCUCCUGUGUGGUUCUGGGGCUGUUCUACACUGUGGGCGGCAGGAAUAACUCUCAGGGCGAGAACGUGGACUCGGGGGCACUGGACUGUUACAACCCAAUGACCAAUCAGUGGAGCCACCGAGCGCCGAUGAACGUGCCCAGGAACCGGGUGGGGGUCGGGGCGAUCGACGGAGUCAUUUACGCCGUUGGAGGUUCCUGCGGAUCGAUUCACCAUCGCAGCGCUGAGAAAUAUGACCCAGAAAGAAACAAGUGGACAUCCAUAGCUCCAAUGAGGGUGUGCCGUAUUGGUGCUGGGGUGGCAGUAUGGAAUGGACUCUUGUAUGUGAUUGGUGGAUUUGAUGGAAAGAACCGUUUGAAUAGUGUGGAGUGUUAUCGGCCUGAGAAGGAUGAAUGGAGUUGGAUCUCUCCAAUGGGAUCCCCUCGCAGUGGAGCAGGUGUUGUUGCAUUAAACAACUAUAUCUACGUUGCUGGUGGUUACAAUGGAAGGGAACAGUUUUCCUCAGUUGAGAGGUACAGCGUAGAAACCGAUAAAUGGGAAAAUGUUGCCAGCAUGAAGCACAGUCGGAGUGCAAUGGGAGCAACUGCUUAUCGGGGCAAGAUCUACGCACUGGGAGGCUUUAAUCAGAACGGUUUUCUCGACAGUGUGGAGUGUUAUGACCCAGAGAAAGAUGAAUGGACAGAGGUCACUGUCAUGCCCACUAAACGCAGUGGAAUGGGAAUUGCAGUCAAUAUGGAACCAUGUCCAAGGAACCUCAACCAGGCUGACGGAGACAGCUGACCAUUGCACUCCCCAAUAACUGAUGGUACAGGAAUUGGCGGAGACUGUCCCUCUCCCUACUGCUUCCACCUGUGAGAAACGAAUUGGCAAAUUCAGACUCACCACCACACACUACAUUUGCUGGUUGCUGCAGCACGGAAUGUGCCAGAACUUUCUACAGAGAACAGGUACAGAAGUGAAGAUCAAAGUGGAUAUUUACAAUGUAGAGGGCCAGGAAUACUGUACAUGUGUCCCUCAACAAAGACUCACUGUAGAGUGAUACACUCCAGUUUAAAGCUGCAAACCCAGGCAUGCAAUUGACUCUAUGAAACAGUGGAUUUAUUCAUCCUAACUCACAGAAGGAGCUGAACAGAUACCUGUCCAGGGUUGGGCAAAGGAAGUUGUUGAAAAAUGUGCCAAUUGGGAAUCUCUCAUUCUGGCUCCUGCUGAGUCAGCAGCUUGAAGGACUUGGUCAGGAGUGGAACAAGAGCUGGAGGAAUAAAAACACAUAGAACUUUCACCGCUGCACACAGCUUGCACACAUGCACACAAACUCGUAUGCACACACAGACGCAAUCAUACAUGCACACACUCAACCACAUAUAUACACAGAUGCACAUACUCUCACAGAAGCAUUCACACCUAGUCUCACAUGCACACACACAACCUCACUGACGCUUACACUCUCACUCAUAUCUACACACAUGUACACACACAACCUCAUGAGACCUACAUUCACACAUAUACACUCAUAAACUCACACCUACACACACACAAACACACCUACACACACAAAUUCACUCACCUACACACAAACUCACUGACACCAACACUGAUACUCAUAUCUACACAAACUCACACUUACACACGCGCACACUCAGACAUGCACCAUUCUCUAAACCACGCCCACAAAAAUGACUUAAAAUGCAGUCAGGGUAACAAAACUGGCGGUUGUUUCUCCCCUUUGGCUACUAUCUGUAACACAGGCACUGAUUAGCGCCAGAACUACGCCCCAGCGGCUAUUAAGAUGUGAAAGCUAUUCAACUGUGGGUGGCAGUGUGGUGAGCUUAAUCAAAUAGUUACCUGAUAUUCGCAAGCAUUUAUAUAAUGUGAGACAAUCUCUGCUUCCUGACAGCCACGUUCCCUAAAAAUAAGGACACUAUGAGGUGCCUUAAGUGGGUGAGAGAGUGCACGGUGAGGGAGGGAGUUAGCAAACCCCCUUACCAGAGUUAAUGAAUAACUCACAAUUUGGGAGUGUAAUUACUGUCGAUAUUGUAUAUAGUUACAGAUAUUUAACAGUUUUCAA